This is a messenger RNA of Coniophora puteana RWD-64-598 SS2, 1027 nucleotides long. RefSeq lists its product as uncharacterized. Bases 1 to 861 code for a protein of 286 amino acids. The transcript has 6 exons. Lineage: Eukaryota; Fungi; Basidiomycota; Agaricomycetes; Boletales; Coniophoraceae. The record is from RefSeq and is a predicted model, not a curated record.
AUGCUGGAUCAGUACCUCGUGUCCGGAUCUUCCAAAGCAUACUACAUACCCGACUUCAUUUCGCAAGACGAGGAAGAGUAUCUCCUCCGUAAGAUUACAGAGACUCCGAGGCAGAAAUGGAAAGCCUUGGCCACUAGAAGUGCUUCUCCUUUUGGUCCGUCUAAAUCGGUGGUUCGUACAGGAGGCGAAAUAAUGCAGAAGGGCACGCUGGUCCCCCAGGCGAUGCCUCCCUUCUUGACCACAUACCCCGAUCUCAUGGGCCGACUGAGUGGCACGUCCGCGUUCGCGUCUUCUCCCCACCAACGUCCCAAUCACGUCAUCAUGAACGAGUAUCUCCCAGGCCAGGGCAUCAUGCCACACGAAGACGGACCCUCGUACCACCCCGUCGUCGCGACCAUAUCGUUGGGGUCUCACGCGGUGUUUCACUACUACAGCUAUCGGAACGACGGGGUCGAUCACGGCGCGCUCAAUGCAAGUUCAAGCCCAAGUACGCGCGCCCACGACGCCAGCCGAGGGCGCUCCGUCAACGACGUGCCUGUCCUCUCGGUGUUCCUCGAGCCGCGGAGCGCCAUCAUCACCACGGAUGCGCUCUACACCGCGCACCUACAUGGUAUUGACGACGUGCACCGCGAUACGUUCGUAGGCGCCGGGCGUCUGCGCCUGCCGCGGUCCGAGGGCGACUUUAAAGGUGAUAUUGAUGAAGUGCAGAUCGCGAAUUGGCGGGCGGUCAAGGACGGGGAGAGCGCGCGGGUGCUCGAGGGGGGCGGCGAGCUGGAGAGGGGCACGCGGUAUAGUCUGACGUGCCGCGAUGUGCCGAAGGUGGCGGCCGGCGAUGCGUUUAGGCUUCUCGGGAGGCGGUGAGUGCCGCCUCGGCGGGUGUUUGGAAGGGUGUUACGGCAUUGGCGGGCGCGGACGUUGAUUCGGGCUGCAGCUAGCGAGGCUAGCUAGCCUAAGGUUAAACCUAGUUUACUUAACGUUGACGUGCGGCGCUUUACAGAUGAUCGCCGUUUAGACGCGCAAGAAUCAC